AUGGAAAAAUAUAAAGCAUGCUUAUAUGGUAUUGAAGAAGUCAUCGAUUUAAGAAUCAAGAUUCUUGAAGUAUUUGGGGAAUCUUCUUUAGUAAUCAGUCAAGUCCGAGGAGAUUGGGAAACUCGGGAUAAGAAGUUGAUUCUGUAUAGAGAACACGUCGUAAAACUGAUUCCGUAUUUUGAUGAUAUCACUUUUCAUUACAUUAUGAGGGAAGAGAAUCAGUUGGUCGAUGCUCUUGCUACUCUUUCAUCCAUGUUUAAAGUCAAGUGGAAGAAUGAAGCACCGUCCAUCUAUAUUGACCACUUUGAUGAACCAAUGUAUUGUCUAGCAAUGGAGGAUGAAUCUGACGAUAAUCCUUGGUUUAACGACAUCAAGAGAUAUCUAGGAAGACAAGAAUAUCCCGAGAAAGCAUCCAUCACAGAUAAGAAGGCUUUGAGAAGGUUCUCUUUUAAGUUCUUCUUGAACGCGGAUGUUUUGUACAAGAGUAAUUAA
This is a messenger RNA of Lathyrus oleraceus (garden pea), 492 nucleotides long. RefSeq lists its product as uncharacterized. The record is from RefSeq and is a predicted model, not a curated record. The transcript has a single exon. Gene Ontology annotation, molecular function: nucleic acid binding; RNA-DNA hybrid ribonuclease activity. The coding region runs from base 1 to 492 and encodes 163 amino acids. NCBI's taxonomy places the organism in Eukaryota, Viridiplantae, Streptophyta, Magnoliopsida, Fabales, Fabaceae.